AUGUUCCUGAAAAUCAGAACUGUAGACACAGAUCUCCCACGGCCACUCCCCGCAGAGACGGGCGCUGCUGCGUGGGGCCCCGGUUCGACCUCUGUCGCCUACAAGGGGGUCUGUGUAUCGCUUGCACCCUCUGAGAGCCCAGGCGCCGUCCGCUGCCCGCCUCUGGAGCCCCUUUCAGUUCACUGUGCAGGGCAGCGGGAGAAUCAACCACGGCUCCGGGAUGAUGCAGAAGCAGAGACCUGGGAAACUACCAGGCCAACAUCACGCCUGCCCGACGCCCAUUCAGCACUGGCCGCGAGGGGCCCACAGUCUGCCAGCGAGGAUGUUCUCCUUCUCUGGCUGGGAGUCUCCAGCCUCUUCAGGAAAGAAGCCAGAGAGCCGCUGUCACUCAGUGGGCCCGAAGAGACCUCAGCCAGCUUCCUGGGGCCUGAUGACAGCCAAGCUGCAACUCUUCCGGCAGCACCAUGGUGCUCCAUGCCAGGCACCUGGCCUCAUCUCAUCCUCCCUGCAGCACUAAGAGGCCAGUCACAAGCUCUCUGCUCCCACCAGAUUCAAGAGGAGGGAAUUAGACUCCACCUUGAUGGGGGAGUGAUGAAGUUUGAAGGUACCUAG
Messenger RNA from Lagenorhynchus albirostris (white-beaked dolphin), 612 nucleotides. RefSeq lists its product as uncharacterized. Bases 1 to 612 code for a protein of 203 amino acids. The record is from RefSeq and is a predicted model, not a curated record. Lineage: Eukaryota; Metazoa; Chordata; Mammalia; Artiodactyla; Delphinidae. The transcript has 6 exons.